Messenger RNA from Orycteropus afer afer, 842 nucleotides. It is a transcript of the gene GPATCH11, whose product is annotated as G-patch domain containing 11. Gene Ontology annotation, molecular function: nucleic acid binding. Gene Ontology annotation, cellular component: kinetochore. The record is from RefSeq and is a predicted model, not a curated record. NCBI's taxonomy places the organism in Eukaryota, Metazoa, Chordata, Mammalia, Tubulidentata, Orycteropodidae.
UUGCCAUAUGAAGUUGAACAUGGCAGAAGAGGAGGAUUACAUGUCUGAUUCCUUCAUCAAUGUCCAGGAAGAUAUCAGACCAGGAUUGCCAAUGCUGAGGCAAAUCCGAGAAGCCCGUCGAAAAGAAGAAAAGCAACAAGAAUCUAAUUUGAAAAAUAGGCAGAAGACUUUAAAAGAAGAAGAACAAGAAAGACGUGAUAUGGGGUUGAAGAACGCACUAGGUUGUGAAAACAAAGGGUUUGCUUUGCUCCAAAAGAUGGGAUAUAAAAGUGGUCAGGCUCUUGGCAAGAGUGGAGGUGGUAUUGUUGAACCAAUUCCAUUCAAUGUCAAAACAGGGAAAAGUGGCAUUGGUCAUGAGGCAUUAUUAAAACGAAAAGCAGAGGAAGAAUUAGAAAGCUACAGAAGAAAGGUUCACAUGAAAAAUGAAGCCCAAGAAAAAGCUGAAGAACAGUUUCGAAUGCGACUUAAAUAUAAACAAGAUGAAAUGAAGCUGGAAGGAGACCUUAAAAGAAGCCAGCGAGCCUGUCAACAGUUGGAUACCCAGAAGAAUAUUCAGACUCCCAGGGAGGCAUGGUAUUGGUUGAGGCCUGAAGAAGAGAGUGAAGAAGAGGAAGAAAAACAACAAGAUGAAGAUGAAUUUAAGAGUGAAGAUUUAAGCGUUCUGGAAAAAUUACAAAUAUUAACUAGCUAUUUAAGAGAAGAACAUCUGUAUUGUAUUUGGUGUGGGACAGCCUAUGAAGAUAAAGACGACCUUUCUUCAAAUUGCCCAGGACCAACUUCUGCAGAUCAUGACUAAAAAUAUUUCCAAUAAAGUGGAACCUGUAAAAAUGUUCAUGUUUCCU